AUGUCCGGCAGCGCACCUUUCAAUACCGCUGUCACCAGCCACGACCAUACGUCCACCUCCACCGCCGACCUACACGCCACCUCCAGCGCCCCGACCACCCAUCAGGGCAUCUCGGGCGCCAGCUCACGCACAGCCAUACCGCCAACCAACAACACCUCACAAGCCAACGACGCCUCACCAGUCAACCCCUCCACUGAAUCGGCACCCCUAAAUGCCCACCACCGCCCAUCCCUGGCCGAAGAUGCCCCAACUAGCGAUAAUGCACAGCCUCUCCCAGGCGACACCACCAUCCGUCGCACGACCUUGAGUCAGAACGCGCCCGGAAAGGCAGGAGAAAUCGGAGAAAAUGCCAUUGGAGCACUGGGAUUCGGUGGGGCGAGGGUUGAGCGGCCGAAGGAGGAUCAGGGGUUGGGGGAGAAGAUUGCGGCGUUCUUGGGGACGUAG
Cyphellophora attinorum is the source of this 444-nucleotide messenger RNA. RefSeq lists its product as uncharacterized. The record is from RefSeq and is a predicted model, not a curated record. The coding region runs from base 1 to 444 and encodes 147 amino acids. The transcript has a single exon. Lineage: Eukaryota; Fungi; Ascomycota; Eurotiomycetes; Chaetothyriales; Cyphellophoraceae.